AUGCUGCGUGGAUGGAUGCCAGUUCCACCGGGAUGGGCGGGCCGCCCCGAGGAAGGGUCUGGGUGGCACGCUGCCCUGGCAUUUCCCGGGCAACAGGCUUUCUUCCCAGAAGAGGCAGAGGACAGGAGGUGCGAGGGUUCCAACCGCGAGAUGGCCAGUGAAGAGGUGGCCUUGGACUUGGCCUCGGUCACACCGAAACAAGCUCCAGCACAGGACGAGGGGCCCCGUCAGGUGGGACGCAAGCGGGGCCCGGCUCGCGUGGACGAUGUUUCCCGUGAGGAAGCCCCUCGGCUCUCUCUCUGCGCGAGGCAUGCAGCCAUCUGGCCCCUCGGCGUCAACCCCCCACCCCGGCCCCGAGACCCCGUGGUGCACGAGGGGAUUCCGGGGGCUCGAGCCCCGGGGCGCUGCUCCCUGGGCAGGCGGGCCCGCGAGGCUCGGUCUGCCCGGGGAUUGCUCACACGGCGGGGCGCGCAGGACCCGGCGCCCCAGGUCCCGGCCGCGGGGCGGGAGGCCGCCCCACUGGCCGCGCGCGCGCGAGGUCCCUCAGCCCUCGCCGCUGCCGCUCCCCUCCCCCGGUUCGCGAACGCCGCGGAGCGCGCCGCCGCUUUGCGGUUCAGCCCCGGCGCCGCCAACAAACUAGUUUCUCCGGCCUUCCCGCCCCGCCUCCCGACCUGCAGCCAAUCAGAGGCGGCGCCUCUGUGA
Rangifer tarandus platyrhynchus (Svalbard reindeer) is the source of this 702-nucleotide messenger RNA. NCBI's taxonomy places the organism in Eukaryota, Metazoa, Chordata, Mammalia, Artiodactyla, Cervidae. The record is from the annotation of a GenBank genome assembly.